Messenger RNA from Malassezia japonica, 1698 nucleotides. RefSeq names its product non-specific serine/threonine protein kinase (gene chk1). Gene Ontology annotation, cellular component: cytoplasm. The record is from RefSeq and is a predicted model, not a curated record. Gene Ontology annotation, molecular function: ATP binding; protein serine/threonine kinase activity. Gene Ontology annotation, biological process: protein phosphorylation; intracellular signal transduction. The transcript has 6 exons. The coding region runs from base 1 to 1698 and encodes 565 amino acids. Lineage: Eukaryota; Fungi; Basidiomycota; Malasseziomycetes; Malasseziales; Malasseziaceae.
AUGGCGACGCGCCCGACGUCGUCCACGGGGCAGUCGUACCCGGCGGUGCUCGGCUACCAGAUCGUGCAGCUGCUGGGCGGCGGCGGAUUCUCGCGCGUGUUUCGCGCGGUGAAUGGCGCGUCGGCGCAGCACCCGCAGGCGGCGGUCAAGGUCGUGUCCUACGCCUCGACCUCGGUGCGGCAGCCGAUCGACCGGCGUGCGCUCCAGAAAGAGGUGCAGAUUCACAGCAUCCUCAAGCACAAGAAUGUGCUCGAGUUCCUGGGGUCCGUCGAGUACGCCAUCGGCUCGUCCGCACCGAGCAACUACGUGCGCGGCCUCUAUAUCCUCCUCGAACUCGGCGCGGGCGGCGACUUGUUCGACAAGAUUGCGCCGGACGUCGGUGUCGAGGAAGACCUCGCACACUUUUACUUUACCCAGCUCGUCGCCGGCUUGGUACGUCGCGCUGCUCACCAGACCUAUAUCCACUCGCAGGGCGUCACGCACCGCGAUAUCAAGCCGGAGAAUAUGCUCCUCGACGCGCAGGGCAACUUGAAGAUCGCCGACUUUGGCCUGUGCAGCGUAUACAAGUACAAGGGAAAGGAACGCACGCUCCACGGCACAUGCGGCUCGCUGCCGUACAUUGCCCCGGAAAUGAACGGCCAGCCGUACCACGGCGAGCCGGUCGACGUAUGGAGCUCGGGCGUGGUGCUCUUUGCACUCUUGGUUGGCAACACCCCAUGGGAUGAGCCGACGAGCCGCAGCCCGGAAUACCGCGCCUACCUCUCCGGCGAGCUGCUGCGCAUGGACCCCUGGACGCGCAUCAGCGGCGACGCACUCUCGCUCCUCCGCCGCAUGAUGCACCCCGAUCCACGCAAGCGCUCGUCGCUCGAGCAGAUCCAGCGCCACCGCUGGUUUACCCGCCCGAACGAGCUGCUCACCUCGGGCAAGUGCAACGACCCCGUGUCGCUUGCGGAGCGCCUCCUGCAAGGCCUCAUUGUGUCGGGCGAUGUGCAGCUGGCCCUGCACAGCGACGGGCAGCGUGCGCCGGUGCCCGAGAGCCUCUCGCUGACGCAGCCCGAGGCGCUCCAGUCGCACUCGCUCCGCCUCAACACGUCGAUCCCGUCGUCGACCGCGCAGCCGGCGCUACACGCGCGCCGCAGCCUCGCUCAGUCGCAGAUCGUGCGCCCGCGGGCAGAGUCGGCGACACAGGCGGACGAGGCGCAGUUUACCCAGGCCCUCGGCUACUUUACACAAUCGUCGGCCAUGCCGACCGGCGCAAGCAUGGCGCUGCAGCUCACGCGCUUCUACUCGGCCGCGGAGCCGGGCACGGUGGCGCAGGCGCUGGCGCAGGCGCUCGAGCGCCAAAAGGCUCAGUUCUCCCUCGAGCCGAUGGGCGACGACUCAGAGCUCCAAGAGGCGUACGAGGACAUGGCCACCGGCGAGGAGCCCGAGGCGAAGCCGUCGCAGCCGCUCUCGGGCGCACGCGGCGUGCGCAUCCGCCUCGGCCUCGUCGACCGCCGCAAGUGCGCGCUCAAGGGCGAGGUGCGCAUCGAGCGCCUCGCCGAGCUCCCGCCCGAGCUCGAGCACUGCGCGCAGCAGCACGACCCGAGCUUUGUGCUGAUGCGCCGCAGCAAGGGCAACCCCCUCGAGUGGCGCCGCCUCUUCCGCAACGUGUGCGCGGACCCUGCGGUGCGCGAACUGAUUGCGCGGCCUACAUAG